CAGCAGAGAGCAGUGCGCGGUUGGAUGUGAGCGCCACCGACCUGUCUCUACUUCCAGAUCGAAGAUGGCGGUCUCGGUGUUCCCCGGCGUGCGGCUCCUCUCCAUUGGAGACGCGAAUGGAGACAUACAGCGACAUUCGGAGCAGCAGCCCCUGCGGCUUGAAGUGAAGAGCACACAGGAUGCUGCCCUCAUCAAUCUCUCCAAUGGAGAGGAGGCGAGUGUGUUCAAGUGUUCGGUUUCCAGGGAGACAGAGUGCAGCCGUGUUGGGAAGCAGUCGUUCAUCAUCACACUGGGCUGCAACAGCGUCCUGCUGCAGUUCUCCUCACCUGCAGACUUCCAGUCCUUUUAUAACCUGCUGAAGAACAGUCGCGGACACGUCAAUGAGCGCUCCGUCUUCAGUGACAGAACAGAGGACUCCUCUGCUGUACAGUACUUCCAGUUUUAUGGCUACCUCUCUCAGCAACAGAACAUGAUGCAGGACUACGUUCGGACAGGGACUUACCAACGGGCUAUCCUCCAGAACCACACCGACUUCAAGGAUAAGGUGGUGCUGGAUGUGGGCUGUGGCUCGGGGAUCCUCUCUUUCUUUGCAGCCCAGGCUGGAGCCAGGAAGGUGUACGCGGUGGAGGCCAGCACCAUGGCCCAGCACGCAGAGGUGCUGGUGAACAGUAACCGCCUCGGGGACCGCGUCGUCGUCAUCCCAGGGAAGGUGGAGGAGGUGACGCUGCCGGAGCAGGUGGACAUCAUCAUCUCAGAGCCCAUGGGCUACAUGUUGUUCAACGAGCGCAUGCUGGAGAGCUACCUGCAUGCCAAGAAGUUCCUCAAGCCCAACGGCAAAAUGUUCCCAACUCUCGGUGACGUCCACCUGGCCCCCUUCACAGACGAGCAGCUCUACAUGGAGCAGUUCACCAAGGCCAACUUCUGGUACCAGCCCUCCUUCCACGGUGUAGACCUCUCUGCCCUGCGGGGGGCAGCAGUGGAUGAGUAUUUCCGCCAGCCAAUUGUGGACACAUUUGAUAUCCGUAUCCUGAUGGCCAAGUCAGUCAAAUACACAGUCAACUUCCUGGAGGCCAAAGAAGAGGAUCUCUACAGGAUAGAGAUUCCCUUCAAGUUCCACAUGAUGCACUCUGGUCUGGUGCAUGGUCUGGCCUUCUGGUUUGACGUGGCGUUCAUGGGUUCAUCGAUGACCGUGUGGCUGUCCACGGCCCCCACAGAGCCCCUCACCCACUGGUACCAGGUGCGUUGUCUGCUGCAGUCCCCCCUCUUCACCAAGGCCGGAGACACGCUGUCCGGCACCGCCGUGCUGAUGGCCAACAAGAGACAAAGCUACGACAUCAGUAUUGUUGCCCAGGUGGACCAGACGGGAUCAAAGUCCAGCAACCUCCUGGACUUGAAGAACCCCUUUUUCAGGUACACAGGCACUACCCCCAACCCCCCUCCCGGCUCACACUACACCUCCCCGUCUGAGAACAUGUGGAACACGGGGGCCUACAGCAUGGGGCAGGGCAUGGCUGUAUCAGGGAUGCCUGCAGCUUAUGACCUCAGCACAGUCAUUGGCAGCGGCCCGUCAGUGUCUCACAACAACCUCAUCCCCCUGGGUACGAACCGCACUCCUCCUGACUUCUCUACAGCUAAUGUGAACACCGGAAUUGUAAACCACACCCACUCCAGGAUGGGCUCCAUCAUGAGCACAGGAAUUGUUCAGGGAGCCACCACAGGCCAGUCCGGUCCCAGCAGCAGCGGUUCGUACUACCCCGUCACCAACCAGUUCACCAUGGGGGGCGCCGCCAUCUCCAUGGCCUCCCCCAUGGUCAUCCCCAGCAACACCAUGCAUUACGGCAGUUAAGACCUCACCAAGACCUCUUCGACCCCCCCCUCCCCUCCCCCGCAUGACAAGAGAUCCCCAACCUCCCCCAGUGGAGACUGAUGCACCACCUACAGCCAAAACCAAUAUACCAAAAGCAGUGCUGUGCUGGCACUGCCCAAGCCCUCCCCCCUCCCCCGUCCCUUCCAGUGUCGUCCUGCUCACUGUUCUGUGUUCAGUCCAUCACUAUUUGAGCGUAUCCGUCCACACUGAGAUCCCCCCCCCCCCCCCAUGGAGCCACUGGGACCUGACUAGCUGAGAUGCACAACUUCUCCCUCUACAUGUUUCUCAGCCCCCCCACUCCCUUUCUCGUUUUUUUAAUGAGCCCCCCAAAGUGUUUCCUUUCCGGCUGCCUGACAGCAGCUGAGGCUUUCAUGUGUACAGGACACUAUUAUCAUCUGAACACUCAUCUCUGGACGUUUCAUAUCUCAUCCGGUCUUCUCUCCGGAGACUCGUGCAACACAUAUUUGCUCAGCGCGUGCAGAUAGUUUUGGUUUUAGGCAGAUAUAUCAAAAAAAACUGAAGCCAUCUACAUGUGAAGGUACCCUAAGAAGUAUGGGAAAUAUGCUUUCUUUGUGACAUGGACACCUCUGUAUGUGUAGUUUUACUUUAACGUAGCAGCGUUGAUGACCAUCAGGAUUAGGAAGAAUGGCACACCUUUUAACGGAGAGAAAUACACUGCUAUCACUGUUGUUAAAAUACCGAAAUAUGGAUUAGUGCAGCUUUAAAUACCAUCCUACCCAUACCCUUGAUGUGGUUAGCCUAGUGUUAUCUUAGACUAGAAGCAGGAAGAAACUUCCUUUAGUCAAAAACACCAACCCUAGUUUUAUUUUUAAAUGUAAGACUAGUGAGCAGUCAUAGUGGAGCUGCUGGUUUGAGCACCGUCCAAAGUGAACUAACAGCCAGGAGACCCUUUUCAUCUUCUCGAUAAGCCAAAUCGUGAAAUAGAGGGUUUGGAAGACGUAUUCUCGAACGAUAUCUGGAGAAGAAAUUAGAAUGUCAAGGGCAGCAUAUUUCCUGAAACGCUGCUAAAGGUUGUAAUGUAGUCACUGGGGUGGGGUUAGAGCCUCAGGACGGCCACAAGUGUUCACACUUCCAUCAACCCCCCCUCCAGCCUGAUCCCUCCAACAUCUCCUGAAAAAACAUUUCGUUAAGUUGUACACACAGCACAAGUUGUGGGAACGAGAGAGGAGAUCUACACGGAAGGUGACCGGAGAGUCUACCGAUGGUUUGUGUGCACAUGCUGCUUCCAUCCCCCCCCAGAGCCAGAUGCUCCAGCAAAAGGAUUGUAAAGGGGGGCAAAAGGACCCAGGCGGAAUGAGAAUAGCUGUGCUGAGUUGGCGGCAUCCUAGUUUACAUCCUGCUUCUCCUCGUAAUCUCCUGAAACUGUUGCAAAGAGACUUCAAUGUGGGGAUGGGGCAGGUGUGGGACGGGGCCAGUCCCCCCCCCGCCUCCCUCCGGCUCACUAUGUACAACCUCCAACAUAUCACCCACCCACCCCACCCAUCAUCGGUCACGCAGAGAAGGACUGACACGUGUACGCAUCGCUUCCAGUGUCACAACUAUCGGACUUUGGAAUUUAGCAAGUUUUAAGAAAGCUGAGUAAAAUGUCUUUGUAGGAUUAACCUUUUUGUUAUCUUUUAUUUGGUUUUGUUUUUCUUUCACAAAAAACAACGAAUAAUAGAAAAAAAAAAACAGCAAAUUAAAUGUGGUGGAGAUGGUCCAAAACCAUCCUGGAAUCAAAAGUGUUGUGGUACUUUACUUUGUUGUGUAUCAUGUGGCAGCUUAGCACUAUUAUCAUGGAACAGUGUAAAGAAGAGAGUGUGUGUACUCGACAGCCAGUAAUUUGACAUCUGAUCCAGACAGUGUCGGCACUCUGUCCGCAAACAAACUAUAUAUAGUAAGACAGAAGAAAAUCAGUUAUAGAUUAAGAACCACUGGUUAUUGAGUAGAGCAGGAAAUAAUCAUUCAAACCUGAGAUGAGUUUGCAUUUUAGCUCCUACGGUUCUCUCGCUUAAGGGAUUUUCAAGUUUUGGUCUACCCCACUGGUGAAUGGCAGAAGCGCUAUUUUUCUUAAUUGCCUUUUGCUAACAAACUGCUAAAUGUGACUUUAAAACUUAAUUAACCGCCUUUAACUAAGAGGUGGUGAAGUCAUGUGACAGUGAAGUAGCUUGUUUAUAGCCUAACGUUAGCUUAAAAGGGUUAUUGGGAAUUAUCCAGUUUAGUCCACAAAAUGAUUUAAGACUCGUAAAAUAUCUUAUUUUCUGCAACAUUCUAAAAUCUAAUGGAAACAUCCUGUUGGAUUUUUGCUGAUUUAAGGCUAGGAUUACAGAAAUGUUUUAUUGCUGCACCACUCUAACGAGCAUGAAAAGGUUUCCUGGGCUAAGUGUAGUUUAAGCACUUUUAUAUUCCAUUCAGAAAGAACAUGAGCCACGGUGAGAACACCAGUGUCCCCUCUCUACUGCAGGUGCGUGUGGCCCCCACCACAGCUUGUGUUCCUCUUUGUCCUGAAGUUAGGUAGUGAAACUAAAUGAGUCUCAGGUAAGUCAGGGUUGCUGGCAGUGUGGUCAAAACUUCAACAUCUACUACACAGAAUAUAUGAAUGAAGGCCACAGGCAUGGCGGCUACAGUUGAUCUGUACAGGUGAUGCUGGAGUUUUGAUCUCUUCACACAUAUUCCCGCUUCACCUCGGGGGUAAAGUUGUGCUGGACAUCUCUAUUCUACUUCUACAGUGCCGAGGAUCACAGCUGUCCAAGCACCACUACAAAAAAUACAACAGGAACGAGUCUGCAGCCUCUUGAGUAUUUAUUCCAAAUCCUUGAUAUCAGACGGCAGUUUCCUUCACCACAUGUACUCGCGUAAGCCAAAAUGCUCAGUAGUUAACUAGUAGCAGUAUUUUGACUUUAUCAGUCUACUAGUUUAUCACAGACUCACAAUGUUAACUAGCUAAGGCAGUUUACUAUCAAAUGUUUACUAGUUUAAGCCCCUUAAUUAACUUGUGAGGCUUAAAACGUUUUAAACUGGUAGAAGCCUAAAUGCUCAGUAGUUACACUAGUUUCAUUAAAUGCUGAUGUAGGUGGCCAUUUUUUUUAUUUGAGGCUUCCUAUUGGUUCUCCACUACAAAAGGAAAUAUACUAACCAAUCAGAACUCAGGGUAAUAUAAUAUUAUCCUGAUAUUAAUAAGAUAACAUGAUAAUGCAAAGAACAUUUACAAUUAAGAAAAUACUGGAUGAAGCACAACUUUUAUUAACAACAAAUCCCUAAACAGCAUCACAGUAGGGAAUAAAUAGUUCUGCAAACAAACACAUUUCUCAAUUUGCAAAUAAUCCUAAUUGCAUUUACAUCACUUGGAGUCAUUCUGUAAAUGGUGGUUUCUUACAGGUUGGAGAGGUGUGGUACAUUACUCUUAGUUCAUUAAAUCAUUCUUAACCCUGUUCUAGCUAAUUAUUAGAUAGAAUAUAUUACCGGACAUGUCAUGUAUUUAGAGAAAAGUUAACAGCCCUGCUAGCAGCUCUGUGGCUAACUGAGCUAAUGUCAAAGUCAGCAGCCAUGCUAACAGCUUUGUGGCUAACUGGUUAACUAAUGUGAGCAGCAACUUACCAUAAUGGAAAAAAGACAACUUGUUAAUGUUAGGCAGGUACAAUGUUU
Eleginops maclovinus (Patagonian blennie) is the source of this 5512-nucleotide messenger RNA. It is a transcript of the gene carm1, whose product is annotated as coactivator-associated arginine methyltransferase 1. Gene Ontology annotation, biological process: peptidyl-arginine methylation. Bases 65 to 1846 code for a protein of 593 amino acids. The transcript has 16 exons. The record is from RefSeq and is a predicted model, not a curated record. NCBI's taxonomy places the organism in Eukaryota, Metazoa, Chordata, Actinopteri, Perciformes, Eleginopidae. Gene Ontology annotation, molecular function: protein-arginine N-methyltransferase activity.